AUGGGUUACUGCGAUGGUAAAUGGACGCCGGUAAUUAUUAUGGUUACGAUUAAUUCGGCGCUCGGUUUAGGUAAUGCUCUCGUUAAAAAGGUACUCGACGGUGGUGUUAACCAUAUGGUUAUCGCAACAUACCGUCUCGCUAUUUCCACCAUAUUUUUGGCGCCAAUCGCAUUUUUCUGGGAACGGAGAACAAGACCGAAACUUACCCUCAACAUCUUGGUUCAGCUUUUCUUCAGUGCUCUUGUUGGGGCAAGUUUGACUCAGUAUUUCUACCUACUGGGGUUAUCAUACACAUCGGCUACGUUAGCAUGUGCUUUUAUAAGCAUGACGCCUGCCAUUACAUUUAUUUUGUCUCUAAUAUUCAGGAUGGAGAAGCUAAAUAUGAAAAGCAAAGCAGGUAUUGGGAUGGUGAUGGGCACUUUGAUAUGCAUAGGAGGAGCUUUAUUACUCACAAUGUACAAAGGUGUUCCCUUGACAAAGCUUCACAAACUAGAAACUCAUCCAUCUUUCAACAAUAAACCCGCAAUGAAACCGGGGAAUUGGAUAAUUGGAUGCGUGCUUCUCUUUGCGGGUAGUAGCUGUUUUGGGUCCUGGAUGCUAAUACAAUCCAAAGUGAAUGACAAAUACCCUUGUCAAUACUCUAGUACCGUCAUAUUAUCCUUCUUUGGCACCAUCCAAUGUGCCCUUUUAAGCCUAAUCAAAUCUAGAGAUAUUGCGACAUGGAUCCUCACAGAUAAACUCGAUAUCAUGACCGUUAUUUAUGCAGGAGCGGUAGCACAAGGAAUAUGUACGGUGGGAACAUCUUGGUGCAUUAGAAAGAGAGGACCUAUAUUUACUUCUGUUUUUACUCCGAUCGGGCUUAUAUUCGCAACCCUGUUUGAUUUCUCGAUCCUUCAUCGACAAAUUGGCAUAGGAAGUGUUAUCGGAGCUGGGAUUGUAAUCUUCGGACUAUACAUAUUCUUGUUGGGAAAGGUCAGGCAAAUGAAGGAAGAGAGUACUGCAAACAAGUUCCCUUCUCAUUUUAGUGAAGAAGAAAGGAAAGUGGAUGAACAUUACAAAAAGAGUCCCCUGAUGGUUGUUCCAAUGACUCCUUGA
Messenger RNA from Microthlaspi erraticum, 1095 nucleotides. The record is from the annotation of a GenBank genome assembly. Lineage: Eukaryota; Viridiplantae; Streptophyta; Magnoliopsida; Brassicales; Brassicaceae.